Messenger RNA from Guillardia theta CCMP2712, 486 nucleotides. RefSeq lists its product as hypothetical. The record is from RefSeq and is a predicted model, not a curated record. The annotation marks the transcript as partial. The transcript has 6 exons. NCBI's taxonomy places the organism in Eukaryota, Cryptophyceae, Pyrenomonadales, Geminigeraceae.
AUGGUCAGGUGUGGGCUGCUUGUGCUGCUCGUCUUGGAGGCUUCCACCCUCGUGAGGACACAGACCUGCAGUCACACAUUCCCGAGCGGAUACUCCUUCGACCUGUCAGGGUUGCGGAGGCCACCAGGCGAGCGAGACUGGUAUGCCGACGACAGGAAUGGAAACAUGUACUACUUCAACAUCUGCGGGGAUGCCAACAAUGUCCCCGAGGCAUGUGUCUCCCUCAGGAAAUCCAUCAGCGCUCCAGCGUACGAGGUGAGCAAGGAAGGGGACUGUUUCUGGCUUGGCCAGAUGAGGGGAAUAUCGAUGCUGACGGCGAGCAGGGAGUGGGAGCUGAUCGACGAGACGGAGCCGGCAGCUGGGGUAGAGCUCUACUACUUCGAUGGGGAGCAGUGCCCAGGAGGAGUAGCAAGGGACGUGAGGAUUCAGCUGUUCUGCGACCCGGAGGCAGGAGUAGGAAAGCCGUUGGACUACUACGUGCUUGAG